AUGUCUGGUGGAGUCUUUUCCGAAACACUUCAAUCAAUUACCACCACGAAGCUCGCUGAGCUCUCCAAAAAGCGCCAUCAUUUCGAAACCCAAAAGGAAGCUCUGUCUAUCAAACUAAACCAUGAACUUGAUCAACGAAAGAAGCUUCAAUUGCUGCUCAAUGGUGUGAAGCAAAGUUUUGCAAUUCAGACAUCAGUCACGAAGAAACGCACUCUCGACAAUGGCACUAAAUUGUCUCCCGUUGAACUUCUUGUCAAGAACCUCGAAAAGUUUAUCGCGCAAGCUGAAUAUGAUCCCUCCAUCUCUGACAAAGCUCUUGAGCAAUGGGAAAAAUAUCUCCUGCGACACAUGAAUGUUCAAUCAUCAAAGUAUCAAUAUGCAGCUUUGUAUGGCGAACUUGUUACAGAAUGGCUUUCGACAGAGGAGAGGCAGAAAGCUGUUGAUGCCGCUGAUGAUACUUCACGAACCGAUGAAGAUUUCCAAAAGAUCAAGAAAGAAAGCCUUGCAAGGACCGAGGGUCGAGCAAACUGGGAGAAUCUGGUCUUUGAGCCUUUUGAAACCGAUCAGGAUGCGAUUACGACAUACUUGACUAGCCUGUUUGGAAUCGACAAGAAUGACAGACAAGCCACAAAAGCCUUGAAUGAUUUACGUCAACAAGUUGAGGCAUUCGGAAACGACUUAUCGGCCACAGGGCAAUUCAAUCCUGCCGUUCUGCGUUGGACUAUCAAUGGACUCAUAUCCUCUGAUCUCCUGUCGGAGGAAAAGCGUGCGGCCUUGAAAGAUUUCCUCGCCAGCCCAGUCAUCCUUACAGAAGUGGCAGAUGUUCUCAACAUGCGUCUUGCAUCGAUAGAUAUCUGGGAAUGGAAUAGUGAUCUUGCUGUCGAGCAACGACGACACCUCAACGGCACAUAUCAUAUGUUUAUCGACGAGGAUCUUCUCGAAGCACUCUUCCUUCAAUAUAUCGGUGUAAAAUGGUCAGUGUUCUUCAAGAAAGCUUUUACGGAAUUUUCGGAUUAUGAUGGGGCAUGGAAGUCAUUGAAUAAACCCAUUCCUCACACCGACAAGGAAAGAAGAGAUUACUAUUUAGGACUAGACUACCACCAGGAAAGUAUUCAGAAAAAGCGUGAAGAUCUGUACAAGUCGAUCUACUUCAUGUCUCAGCUUCCCGACACGGAAUACGAUGACCAAGCUGAUGAGGAUGGAGACGAAGAAGCGGAGUAUAGGCAUUACACGCCACCGCAGCAGCGAAAACCCGCGCAGAGUCUUGGGCAUAGAACCCGUCCACAACUGACGCAGCCAGCGAUGCGGAUGGGGGUCGUGCAGCAGCAGUCGAUCUUGCAGAGUCAUGGUCGACGGAUGGUAGCGCAACAACCCCCGAAGAAAAAGAAGAGGGUAGGCUCACAUAGCCUUGAGGACUUCAAUUUUGAUACCUUUCUUAACGAAGAUUCUGAGGAUUCCGAGGAAUUACCGAGAACCCCUAUGGAGAUCAAACAGUUCUUACUUCAUUUGCUCUCGGCUGAGAUCAUCGUAAAUACAAAGCUCCACGGCGAAUUUACUUGUGCUCGCUCCGAAUUCGAGUCCUUCAGCCCAUCAUUACCACACUCUACAAUAUUCUGUGUCUUGUCUUUCUUCGGCCUAUCAGAAAAGUGGUUAAGAUUCUUCCGAAAGUUCCUCGAAGCGCCGCUGAAGUUUACCGAUGAUGAUGUAUCAACAGAAGUCCGCAUUCGAAAACGUGGAGUCCCUGGUGCCCAUGCGCUAUCUGCUGUUUGCGGAGAAACUAUUCUUUUCUGUCUUGAUUAUACUGUUAAUCAAAGCACAGAUGGAGCUCAACUUUACAGAAUGCAUGAUGACUUUUGGAUCUGGUCACAUUCGCACGAAACUGUUGUCAAAGGAUGGAAAUCCAUUCUCGAUUUCUCUAAAAUCAUGGGCGUUACGUUAAACCAAGGUAAAACAGGUUCCGUAUGCAUCACCUCGAAUGGAUCUAGCCGCCUCAUGGACCCCUCGCUCCCUACUGGAGAUAUUCGCUGGGGAUUCCUCAAACUCGAUCCCAUCACCGGUCACUUCACCAUCGAUCAAUCGAUGGUUGAUCAACACGUCUCAGAACUUCAAUCCCAACUUCACGAUAAGAAUAGUGUCUUUUCAUGGAUUCAAGCAUGGAAUACCUAUGCUGGUCGCUUCUUCACCUCCAAUUUUGGAAAACCAUCGAAUGCUUUCGGUCGUGCACAUGUUGAUGCUAUGUUAUCCAGUUUCCGCCAUAUCCAAAAACUUAUUUUCACAAACACAAAUGUGGUUUCGUAUCUGAAAGAUACAUUGAGGGAGCGAUUUGGGAUUGACGAUGUACCUGAUGGUUACCUCUAUUUCCCAACCAGCCUUGGAGGUCUUGAAUUACACAAUCCUUUUAUCGGACUCCUGCAAUUACGGGAUGGGGUAUACGAGAAACCAGAAAAAUUGAUGGAUGAUUUCUUCGAGGCAGAAAAGGAUGUGUAUAGGAAGGCCAAAACCGCUUUCGAAGGUCGACCUCUUCAACAACGAAUAUCAACGGCUCCUAAAGUACACGAGCAUCUUGCAUCUGCACCAUCUUCUGAUCCGCAUAUCUUCAUGCCGUUUGAAGAAUUCACUCGAUAUAGAGAAGAAGCAAAUGGCAAUGAGGGAAAAACUCUCUGGGAUGUUUUGGAUGAUCUACUUACAAACCCGGACAAAGAAACGGCGGAUUGGGAUGAGUGGGAUUUGGUGGCGGCGAAGAGAAUAGAGGGUGGUCCUGCAGUGGCGUUUGAGGGAAUGGAUAUGGGUUAUUGGAAAUGGGUGAUUAAGCUUCAUGGGGAAAAAAUGAGAGAGAGGUUUGGUGGGUUGGCUGUGGUGGAUAAGGGGAUGUUGCCUACUGGGAUGGUUAAUUUGGUUAGAAGUGGGAAGGUCAAAUGGCAGGGUUAG
Messenger RNA from Sclerotinia borealis F-4128, 2928 nucleotides. Lineage: Eukaryota; Fungi; Ascomycota; Leotiomycetes; Helotiales; Sclerotiniaceae. The record is from the annotation of a GenBank genome assembly.